CUGCGAGAAGAUCCAGAACUUUGACUUUUAAAAAUGGCAAAAAUCAAUUUGAGUAUAGUUGUUUUAGAGGUUGCACUGCUCUUGCUUGCAGAGACAUGGGCUCAAAAUCUCAGGAAGAGACAGGCGCUUCCAAAGCCUUCCAAGGGUCAGUGCUGCGACGAGGUACGCUCUCUCAAAGUUCAAGUGGCCAAUCUCACCAGCCUCUUUGAGGAGCUGAGUCGCAAGCAGGAGACAGACAUGAAGAAACUUGUGAAGCAAAUACUAGAUCUGGACCAGCAGAGCCGACAGCAAGAAGUCCGAGUCACAGAGGCAGAGAGCAAGUACUCUGAGAUCAACAACCGUGUGGAGAUCAUGCAGCUGCAAACCGCACAGUCUGCUCCUAAGACUUCAUCAGAAGCCACAUAUGACUGUGCAUCACUCUACAGCAAGAACUACAAGAUCUCUGGCGAGUACAAACUGCCUAAAGAUGAGUUUCUGGGAACACCUGAACUCCCCAUCUUCUGUGAUAUGGAGACAAAUGGAGGUGGCUGGACUGUGAUUCAAAGGCGCAGUGUUGGCCUCACAUCCUUUAACCGUGACUGGAAGCAGUACAAACAAGGAUUUGGAUCCAUCCGUGGAGACUUCUGGCUGGGCAAUGACAACAUCUUCCGCCUAACAAGGCAGCCAAGUACACUUAGGAUUGAUAUGGAGGACUGGGAAGGAGAAAAACGCUAUGCCGAGUAUGGCUUUUUCACAGUCAGUAAUGAGCUCAACAGCUACAAGCUCUUCCUGGCCAACUACAGUGGAAAUGCUGGAGACUCUCUGCGGUACCACAACAACACCAACUUCAGCACCAUGAACAAAGACAAUGACAAAUGUUUGGACGACUGUGCGGCCCGGCGCAAAGGUGGGUACUGGUACAACUGCUGCACUGACUCAAAUUUGAACGGUGUUUAUUAUCGCUACGGUAACCACAUAAAGAACCAAGAUAAGAACCAAGAUGGGAUCACUUGGUACGGCUGGCAUGGACCCACCUACUCCCUCAAGAAGGUGGAGAUGAAGGUCCGACCAGUUAAUUUUCAGUCAUAAGUGUUUCGGCUGGGUUUUCUGGAUCGAGAUCAUACGCAUGAAUAAAGAGAGUUCUCAAUAAUACCCGUUUAACUGUUCUACCAAACUGUGGCUUUUCCUGGACUGCGA
Molecule: messenger RNA, 1176 nt
Organism: Pelmatolapia mariae (spotted tilapia)
Lineage: Eukaryota; Metazoa; Chordata; Actinopteri; Cichliformes; Cichlidae
Gene: angptl7
Product: angiopoietin-like 7
Exons: 5
Coding region: 34-1068 (344 amino acids)
Source: RefSeq, a predicted model, not a curated record